AUGGGACGUAUGCAUAAUCCCGGAAAGGGUAUGGCCAAAUCGGCCUUACCGUAUCGCCGCUCCGUUCCAACGUGGUUGAAGAUGAGCAGUGAAGAGGUGGUCGACCACAUCUGCCGAAUUGCGAAAAAGGGUCUACGGCCAUCCCAGAUCGGCGUGUUGCUUCGUGACUCACAUGGAGUUGCUCAAGUGCGCCGCAUUACCGGAAACAAGAUUGUUAGAAUUCUCAAAGCGAAGGGUAUGGCUCCCGAAAUCCCCGAAGAUCUUUAUCAUUUGGUGAAAAAGGCCGUCAGCAUCAGGAAACAUCUCGAGCGAUGCCGCAAGGACCGUGAUUCCAAGUACAGAUUGAUUCUUGUCGAAAGUCGAAUCCACCGUCUUGCCCGUUACUAUAAAACUUCCAAAACGCUUCCACCAUCUUGGAGAAGAACCUUCUUUUAUUUGUUAUCUCACUCUCGUUAUGCGUUUCGACCACCGGAAAUUAUGAGGACGAUAUUCUUUUUGUUUUUGAUAUUUAUUCACUCGGCUUUUUUGGAUAUUAUUCGUGGUCAACCGCCAUUGGUCGGAAAUCUCACGCCAAGCAUUUAUUUAACGGUGAAUGAGGGUAAUCCUUUUCAACUUGAAUGCCCUCAAACGUUGAGUCCUGUUGAAUAUCAAUGGUUGAAAGGACGAGAGAAUAUCGAAUCAUCAAAGGUUCUUCAAAUCCCGCAGGCUUCAAUCGAGAACUCGGGAACAUAUUAUUGUGUGGCAAAGAACAGUUUUGGAGCAUCGAUUCUUCAAGUUUUUAUUGUCUCGGUGCAAUAUCUUCACGAUUUUGCCGACAGUAACGAUCAAACGAUCGAUUCCCAUUCGGAUUCUCCAUUCAUUCUUAAACGUCCUCAAUUGAUCGCUUCAAACGCAAUCCGCCCAACGUUUUUUUGGUAUCGAAAUGACAUUGAAAUUUCAUCGAAUUUGACGCACUACGUCACCGGAAACGGGGAUCUUAUUGUGCUUGACGAUCACCGCGCUGAUGGAAGUUAUCGUGUGACCGCUUAUGAGGAACACCUCGGCGAGGCGGCAUCGGGCGUCUAUUUUGUCUCCAUCAAUCCAUCACCAAAAGGACAAAAGAUCAACAACUUCUCGAUCGUUUACGGUCCAACAGACUCGAAUUUGAUUCUGAACGAAGAAACGAAAGAAACGAUAUUGGAUUGCGUGCCAAGUUAUAGCUCUGGGGUGAAUGUGAAUUGGUUUAUCGACGAUCAACCAAUAAAUGACGAUUCAUCAGGAGUCAAACUCAACCAGCUCAAUCGGCAACUUGUCAUCAAGAAAAACAGUGAUUUGAUAAAGAAUAAAUCUUCUUUGUCGAUUCGUUGUCGGUGCGAUGCGCUGGGUGGAAGAGUUUUCGAUGAGAAGACGGCCGUUUUACGAGUCAUUGCCAACCCACAACUGAAUCUCCUCCCGAGUGAGCUGAUCAAAACGAUCGGCGAGAAUCUCCACGUGAAAUGCUCGCUGAAAGAUGGCUUCGGUCCGGCCGAGAUCCGGUGGUGGCACAACGGGAAAAUGCUUGACACUCGUGAUGGGAUAAUCACCUUGUCUUCCGUAAAUCAACAAGAUUUUGGUAUCUAUCAAUGUGAGGGAACGAAUCAAGCAGGAACAACAUUGUCGACCAUUUGGAUCCACGAGGCACUCACAAAUGAGAAACGAAAAGAGCGAAUCGAAUCGGAAAACCUUUGGGGGUUCGAGGAUUCAUCGCUUGAACGAUCGACAAAUGAGACUAUCGUUCCAUUGACAUUCACGAGGAAACCAGUGGAUAAAGAGGCGCGAAUCGGGGAUGAGGUGACUUUUGACUGUUCUGCUGACGGCACACCGAAACCGCGAAUGAAAUGGAUGUUUAAUGGGAAAGUGAUCCGGGGAGAGUCAUCAAAAUACGAGAUCACGAGAGAACGGCUCACGAUCAGCUCUAUUAAGACAUCCGAUCAAGGAGAAUACAUCUGCGUUGCCGAAACAUCAAAGGGAUCCAUCGAGGCAUCAGCGAGAAUGAAUGUCAUUGGUAUUUCGUUAAUCGAGAACGGGCCGACAAAUCAGAGUAUUUUGAUUGGGACAAAUAUUGAGAUCCCGUGUGAGACAAGCAAGGAUUUAAGCGAAAAAGUCGAAGUGUCAUGGUCGUUGAAUGACGAACCAAUCGGUUUCUCGGGCAACAACGGUCUUCGGAUUACGCAACGAAAAAAUCGUCUCCUGAUCAGCCAAGUUGGACCGGAUAAUAUUGGAGAAUACAAAUGUACGAUUCGGUACAACGAAAUCGAGCAGACACAAUCGGCGUGGUUGAGGAUUAUUGAACGUCCAUCGAUGCCCGUUGCGGUGAAUGCUUUGCUGAUGAAUGAAACGGUUCCCGCGAAAAUUCGUGUCUCUUGGAAACAAGGUUUUGAUGGGAACUCCCCGAUUCUUCAUAAUUUCAUUCAAACGCGAACGCUCGGCCCGACAAAUCAAUGGGGAGUGUGGGAGAAUGUCGUCAAUUCGGUGCCACCUGAAAAUUGUUGCUCUUGGCUGAUCGAUAACAUCAAACCAUCGAUUACAGCCGAGUUUCGUGUGGUCGCCGUGAAUAGACACGGUUCCGGUAUCCCGUCAGUGUCAACGAAUAAUAUCACAAUGCCUCAACAACCGCCUGCCUCAGCCCCAACAGGUGUUGUCGCAAGCGCUCGUUCCUCAACAUCAGUUGUCGUUCAAUGGCAACCACCGCCAUCCGAACAAUGGAAUGGAGAUAUUCUUGGAUAUAUCAUUAGAUAUCGUCUCGCUGGCUAUGAUACUUUACCGUGGAACGAGAAGAACAUCACGAAUACUUUAUCCAGAGUUAUGCCGAUUGACCCGCUAAUCACAUGGAGAACGUAUGAGAUACAGAUAGCCGCUUACAACCACCGUGGUUUGGGAGUUUUCAGCAAUAGCAUUGAAGUGACAACACUGGAGGGAGUGCCCACCCAAUCACCAAAAAAAGUGGAAGCGAAAUCGAUAAACUCAACCUCGAUUUCCCUAUCAUUCAUAGCACCCGAUCAACAACGAAUUCCUGGAGUGAAUCUUGGAUAUAAAGUACAAUUCUGGAAAGGAGCACCGGGCCGCGGCGUACUCUAUAAACAAGAAGAUCUCUAUCCAAGUGGAUCCGAGAUUUCAGUGAUCGUUGACGGCUUGGAGAAAUGGGGACAUUAUAAUGUGACUGUUCUUUGUUAUACGAGUCCCGGAGAUGGGCCACGGAGUGAUGCUGUUCUUGUGGUUACUGAAGAAGACAUUCCGGGAUUGGUAGCAGAUUUGGGAAUAGAUCAUGAUCAAAUCAUGUCAAACAGUGCAGUCAUUCAAUGGAAUCAACCAAGAGAAGCGAAUGGAAAGAUCAUCAAUUAUGAAAUGAACUAUUGGAGAAACGAUAAUUCGGAGGAUAAGAAGAAUUUGCAAUUGAAUGGAGAACAACAUGAAAUAUUAUUGGAAUCUCUUCAACCAUCCACACAAUACGUUGUGGAGAUACGGGCAAAAACAUCGAAAGGAUUCGGACCGUGGUCAGAGACGAGAUUCGAGAGUGGAGUGCCGCCAGAGUUACCCGGUCGUCCAAGCUCUCUAUCAAUUUCUUCAAUCUCAACCCGAUCCGUGCUUCUGCAAUUCCUCCCCGGAUUCGAUGGACACACAGCUAUUCGUCAAUGGAUUGUCGAGGGUCGUAUCGGGGAUAGUAGCAUCUAUCACACUCUUUUCAAUAUCAGUUCUCCAAAAGCUCGUUCAUUGAAUGUCACCGGUCUCCGGCCAUAUACCCGAUAUCAAUUGAGAAUAAUCGCGGAGAAUGUCGUCGGAAAGAGUCUCCCAUCUGAGCCAACAACCACAUUUGAGACAAAAGCCACGAUUCCCGAGUCUCCAUCAUCCAGGCUAUGGUUCGAGCCGAUCUCCGCCACGGCUUUAGUCCUCACAUGGACUCCACUUCAGCAUUGGCAAUGGAAUGGACAUCCGAGUGGAUAUUUGAUCACCUAUCGACAGAAUAAUACACAAGAUUGGAAAGAGAUCCGCAUUUCCUCAUUGAGAGCCACCGAUUUUACGUUGAGAGAUCUCCGGCCAUUCACUCUUUAUGAAGUCGAUUUCUUCGCUGAGAAUAACAUCGGGAAAUCGGCACCGACUGGGAAGACAUUCGCGAAAACUUAUGAGAGUAUUCCAUCGGGAGCACCCACAGAUAUAAAGGCAACUCUCGAAAAGAACGCUCAAACGACGAUUUUGAUUGAGUGGAAUCAAGUGGAAGAACAAAUGAGAAAUGGGGAAAUUAUGGGAUACAAGGUUCGAAUAAGUCCCGCCGAGAAGCCGGAAUUGAGAACGGAAUACGAGAAAACGAUUGAAGUUGAUGGGGAAAAGACGAUCAAAUUGAAGAUCAAUGAUUUGAGAGCAUUCACUUCAUACAAUGUUUUUGUCUCGGCUCACACAGUGAUCGGCGAUGGACCGGAGAAUUCAAUUCCAGCCACAAUUAUGACUGGAGUCGAUUUGCCAACCGAGCCAGAAAAUGUCGGUUUCUCGUUUGUGAGCGAAGGCGAGGCUCGUCUACGAUGGCUUCCACCAGCGAAUCCAAAUGGAAGGAUUACGAAAUACAUUGUCACCUAUGUGCGUGUGGAUGAUUUGAAAGAGUCAGAAAUUGAUCGAUCGAUUACCGUCCCCAUUGAAUCGACGAGUUUCGGCUUUUCAGCAAAUGGACUUGACGCCAAUUCGAGAUACCGUUUCACAAUUAAAGCCGAAAAUCCGAUGGGUUUCGGGCCGGAAGCGGAAGUUGAAGUGAAAACAACGAGCAUUCAACUGCCCCUCAAAAACCCUCCUCCUCCAAAAUGCGAUGAUCAACGGCCAUUCUCAUCAAAAGAAAUCUACGUAACAUGGCCGGAAAUCACUUUUUCGAAUGAAGAUGCGCCAAUUCGUUUUGUCCAGGUUGAAUAUCAAAAAGCGAACGAUGACGAAUGGACUCAUUACUCGGAUUCGAUCACGGCGAAACAAAAUCGAAUCACGAUUAAACGAUUAUUGCCGAAUACUCCGUAUCGAGUUCGGAUCCGUUUCCGAGGCGAUUUCGCCCAAUCGACUUGGAGUGCUGAAAGUGAAUGGAUAAAGACAUUGGGUGAUCGCCCGUCCGCUGGACCAUCACAAAUAACGACAGCUCCCUUUGAGAAUGACGGCAUUUUACUGCAGUGGACAACUCCCGAGAGAGUUGAUUGGAAUUCGGAUGUCUUGGGCUAUCGAAUCUCGUAUCGGGUGUAUCCAUCAAAUGAAAGCUGGCAGAGCUCCGAGAUCGCCCCGAGGCAUGAUCACGAGGCGAGAGAACAAACGAUUAUUAGAGGAUUGAGAAGAUUUCAACACUAUAUUGUCACGAUGAGAUCUUUGAAUGGACAAGGUGUCUCCGAUCCGACGACGCCCGUUUUUGUCUAUAUUGGUUUCUCGAUCCCCCGCGGCAAUGUAACCGGGCUAACUGCUGAGCCAUCAUCAAGUACAUCGAUAAAAUUGAAUUGGAACAAAUGGGAAGACAAAGAUGAUGUUAUAACUGGAUUCAAGAUCAGAUACGUGCCGUUGAUCUCGGUGCUAUCUCGUCAAUCUACCGAAGAACAGUUGUUGAUUGUGGAGAAUAACACAGCUCUGUUGACGGAUUUGAUGAAAUAUACACAAUAUCAGAUUUCGGUUUCGCCGUAUAAUCGAGCUGGAGAAGGGGGAAUGGCCGUCGUGAGGGAGACGACGCUGCAAGAUGUGCCGGGCCCAGUCGGCAGUCUGAUUUUCGAGGAUAUCCUCCUCGACAGUGUCAAUGUCUCGUGGAGUGUCCCCGAUCGACCAAAUGGACGAAUCGUUCGAUAUAUUGUCAACUAUUACACGUCAAAGCUACAAGAUGAAUUCCUGAAGAACAUCAAACAGCCCACGCAAAUGCCGUUCAUCGUUGUGACUGGAUUAGAGGAAGGCGCCACUUAUUUCUUUUCGGUUCACGCAGAGACGAGCGCUGGAGCUGGUCCGGAAAGGAGCGGCAAUGUAACGAUUGGAUCGGCUCCAGAUGGCCCGGUGGCUCCAAUGCGACCCCGAGCGAUCUCCGGCCAUACAUCGAUCACUCUUCAAUGGGUUGAUGGGACAGUGAUUGCUGAUGGAGUACUUGGACAUUUAAUCCAAGCCAAACGCGUGGCCAAUGCGGAAACGACAAAAAAGACGAUUUCCCCGGAAAAACGUAUCCGCAGAGCUUCGUACGAUGUGCCGACUCAUCGAAUGGGUGAAUGGGUCACAUUGAGUACCACAAUUGGAACAGCCACUAGUUUCGAGAUCAGUUAUCAUGAUCUUGUCGCCUCAUCGUACUACGUUUUUCGGAUUUUCGCUCGGAAUCGCCGGGGAGUCGGGAAAGCGAGUCCCGAAAGUGAUCAACUAUUUGUGCCGGCUUCAUUACCCGAGGAUCCGUUCUAUGCAAAACUUUGGUUCAUUGCAAUUGUUGGGAUGGCCACAUUGAUUGUCAUCAUUUUGGUCGUCGCCUUUCUUUGCAUCACGGGAAGUGCAAAGAAAGAAAAGAAGCGCCAUCACAGCAUCGAUUCACUCCAGCUGGCUGAUGGAAAUCUGGCAACAUUCCAUUUGAAACAAAGCAAUGAUCGGAUAAGUCGAAGCAGAAAUGAACCGUUGACAAGACCAGGGACGAAUACCUCGUGGAUAUCUGAUAGAGAACCACCCACAUAUGGAAGUGUAUUGGGUGGAGGGGGAAAUGGAGUGCCUAACAUGUAUGGACAUUUGGCCACGGACAUCAUGCCGAGGAUGAACGAUUUGGCGAACACGCAACGACUCUCGGUAUUGGCGGGUCGUGAUGUUCGUGGAAGUGUUUAUGCAAAAGGUGUAAACGCUCAAACAGCAAGAGCUGAUCUUUUAUCACCAAGAAGUACCCAUCAAGAACAACAAGAAAAUUCGGAUGGAUUCGAUUCGGAUGGAUUUGAUGAGGAGGGAGAUGGAAGUGAACGAAGUGUCGAUGCGGGAAAUGAUAUUGCUGGACAUUACAAUCAUUCUGAUCAUUAUAGUGCCACUUGGCGUCGUGUGCGUGCAAGAGAGGCACAAAUGAACGAGCAACCGCCGCGAAUCGGAAUCCCACCACAGCAACCAUACGAUCGACAAAGCUCAUCAGUUUUGCCGACAAGACCCGAAAGCUCGGAUGGAGCUGCGAGUGACACGUCUUGGCCUUCACACAAUGCCCCGGCACCGGGAAUUUCUUCCGGAGUUGAUAGAGUAGACAAUCAAUCCGAGCUGCUUUUUGUGUCUACGACUCGAUGUUGGCGGUUGCCCGAAGUUGGUGUCGACAAUAUGCGGCUGUGGGCUCGUUCAAGGCCACUCAUACGACCACUACUCGAUUCCUCGCCACUACAAGUACAGGUCAUCUCUCUUGCCUCAAUCGCCACAAACUCUCCACCACACUACCUUCAUCUUUCCUUUUCCUCAUACACUUCA
Molecule: messenger RNA, 7419 nt
Organism: Mesorhabditis belari
Lineage: Eukaryota; Metazoa; Nematoda; Chromadorea; Rhabditida; Rhabditidae
Source: the annotation of a GenBank genome assembly